Molecule: messenger RNA, 1590 nt
Organism: Microthlaspi erraticum
Lineage: Eukaryota; Viridiplantae; Streptophyta; Magnoliopsida; Brassicales; Brassicaceae
Source: the annotation of a GenBank genome assembly
AUGGCGAAAUCUCUACACUUCACCAGACUAAUGUCUUCUUCAGCAAGAAUGGCUAUGACUUCUCACUUCUUCUUCUCACUCAAACCGAGAAACCUCCAUAAACCCUUCUUAACUUCUUCGCUUUUCCUCUCCACCAAGUCCACGCCGUACCCACUCCAAUACGACAUGAUCAUCAAUCGCCCCACACAGUCUUCUCUCUCUCAGAACCGCCGUCGACCUCCCCGAGCCAUCGAAUCCGGUUCGCCUGACCCAGCCGAGCCUGAUUUCGAUUCGUGGGUCGAUAACAAACUGGCAUUGGAGCGUGAACAGGGUCGACCCGGUUCCGGAGAUCCGGAAAUGGAUAAGGCGAAGAGGAAGUACUACAGUAAACGGAGGAAGAGGCUAUACGGGUCCGAUUCCGAGGACGAGAGCCGAAAAUCCGAUGAAGGAUUCGUGGAAUUGAAACCUGAAGUUGUGGAAUUCGAUAGGUUGCAUCAGAGAGAAGAGGAAUUGUAUUUCUACGAUACAUUUGCGUAUCCAUGGGAGAAAGACAAGCAUUAUAAGAUGGUGUAUCAGCUGGAGAAGAAGUUUUUCCCGGAUCAAUGCUUAGAUAAGGCGUUUCUGCAACCUGGAGAAACUUCCAAGGUCGAUGAUGAUUCCGGGAAAGUGAGAGGGAAGAAGAAAGCAGGAAAGAGAAACGAGGUUAAACGAAUUGGUACUGAGAACUGUGAUGAGGAUGAGGAUGACAAGCUGGUGUUUUUCGAUGAAGCGAAGGAAAAGCAGAAGGAGAAGAAGCCGGAGGAGGUUGUGAGUGAGAAGAAAGUGGAAGAGUUUUUCAAGUGUUUGACGAAAUCACCCAAUGAGAAAGGUGUGGCUAGUGGUGGUGAUGGAGAGCCUUUUCUUGUGACGAGAAACGGUGAGCUUCCUCCUAGAUGGGAUGGUCCUAACGGCACUGUGGUUUUGGUGAACAAACCAAAAGGAUGGACUUCCUUCACUGUGUGUGGGAAGCUACGAAGAUUAGUGAAAGUGAAAAAGGUUGGUCAUGCUGGAACACUUGAUCCCAUGGCUACUGGUUUAUUAAUCGUCUGCGUUGGGAAAGCCACUAAGGUGGUUGACAGCUACCAAGGUAUGAUCAAAGGUUAUAGCGGCGUUUUCCGUCUUGGUGAAGCCACUUCCACUUUAGACGCCGACUCUCCUGUGAUUCAGCGAGAGCCUUGGGAGCAUAUUAAAGACGAUGACAUUAAGAAAGCUUUGACAUCAUUUCUUGGAGAAAUAUGGCAAGUUCCACCCAUGUUCUCUGCUAUAAAAGUUGGAGGUGAGAAGAUGUACGACAAGGCAAGAAGAGGAGAAACCGUUGAACUUGCUCCAAGACGAAUCUCAAUUUUCCAGUUUGACAUUGAACGCAGCUUAGAUGACAGACAAAAUCUGAUUUUCCGGGUUGUAUGCUCCAAGGGUACAUACAUAAGAUCCCUCUGUGCAGAUCUUGCUAAAUCUCUUGGAAGUUGUGCUCACCUCACUGCUCUGCGGCGAGAUUCAAUCGGUGAAUAUUCUGCUAACGAUGCUUGGGAAUUCAACGAGUUAGAAGCAGCAAUCACUAAAAACUACUUCUAG